Molecule: messenger RNA, 2577 nt
Organism: Colletotrichum scovillei
Lineage: Eukaryota; Fungi; Ascomycota; Sordariomycetes; Glomerellales; Glomerellaceae
Exons: 10
Coding region: 1-2577 (858 amino acids)
Biological process (GO): DNA-templated transcription; regulation of DNA-templated transcription
Cellular component (GO): nucleus
Molecular function (GO): zinc ion binding; DNA-binding transcription factor activity, RNA polymerase II-specific; DNA binding
Source: RefSeq, a predicted model, not a curated record
AUGGAUUUUGAUGAAGAAACCAAGCCAAAUCUGACAACCUUGAACAUGAGCUCCAACGUGAGCGUAAGAAGCGAGUCUGUCGGCGCUUUCGACCCUGCUACCCAGCAGCAGAAUGGGUCAAAACCGCCCAUCAAGCGCAGGUCUCCAAUAGCCUGUCGGAGAUGCCGUCGGAUGAGGAGCAAAUGUGUGCAUGAGAAGGGACAGCCGCCGUGUAAAUCCUGCGCGGAAGCUGGCAUACCAGCGAGUGAAUGCAUCUUUCCCCAACGAGGCCAGCCGGAUCUGGACCGCGAAUACCGGCAUCCUCGCUUGAGGGCCGAGAAGGCCGCGAAACGAGAAGCUGACAAGGCUCGACGAAGCGCGUCAGAUGCUCAGGUCCCUCGGGGUCCCGGCGCGCCAGCUCUUCGUAAACCUGCAGACGAAUGGGAGCUUCUCCCACCGCUACCCGAAAUCAUCGACGCAGUUCACGGCUUCACCCGCAAGUAUUUUCAGCUAGGUUUCAUCCCGAAGGAGCUUUUCCCCCGGCAGCUGCAGCAAGAUCACCGAUCCGUCAGCGUCUUCCUCGUACUCGGUAUUCUCAGUGUCUCUGCUCGCUUCUCCCCAGCCCUGGCCCAGAGAUACCAUGGGGAGAUGGAAGCCGUCGACUUCUUCAUGGAACGGGCUAGCAACCUCGCGCUCAACGAACUGUACCAAGAGCCUACUCUAGAGAGAUGUCAAGCCUUUUAUCUGUUGAGUCUAGCGCAGCAAGGCGGCGGUAUGAGGAACAAGAGCUACAUCAACAUUGGCAUUGCCACGAGGAUGGCCGUCUUGAUGCAUCUGCAUCGCGAAGAGUUCUACAAGAUGAAGAAUCCCACGAGGGAGAUGAUUAUCAGGGCGGAAUCUGCACGGAGAACUUUGUGGAUGUUACACAGCCAGGACAAUCUCCAUUGCGGUGCUCUUUCCCCCGUGUCACUAGCUGCCAACGACAUCACGGCUCUUCUCCCUAGCAACGAGGAAGACUUUGCCUACGGCCGCGAGCCCUUGUCUCGUGCCGCACUCGAGGACACGCCGCCAGCUCGCGAGAACCCUUCAUUGAUCCACCAACCAUCUCGAUCAUUGUUCGCGAGUCUGAUGCAAGCACAUUAUUAUUGGGGGAAAGUCGCUCGUCGAGCGUUGGCAACGAUGAAGAGCGCCAAUCCUUGGGACCCGACGAGCGAGUACGCCAUCACAGCAAAGCAGAUCCUAAGCUGGGAACAGCAGCUUCCGCAAGAUCACCGAUGGAGUAUGGUCCUCCUCAAAGGGCACAAGUCCGUCGGCGAAGAUCUGGCCUACCUCGGUGUCACUAUGAUAACAAAACUCUGCAACAUUGUGCUGAGGCGUGCGUAUCUCGAGAACAUCAUCAAACCAGACGAGAAGGAUAUGCAACGCCGGGCGUUUUUCGCCAAUAUGUCUGACGACCUCUUCCGGAAUGUACGAGAGCUGUACGAGCAAAUCGAUGCUCAAUUCAGCGUCAGAUCCUCUGAAGAGGGUGUGGGAGCCCAGAUGGCGUCGUUCUGCGUCUACAGCUGCGGCCUCUUCUCGACCUACCUGGUCAAGUACCGGAACAUCUGCUCCGACAAGAACAUCGUCGCGCAGGCUCCGAACAUGCUCCAGCGGUGCAUGUCCAUCCUCAUCGAAUCGAAGCAGACUUGGCCCCUAGCCUCCCGCUGGCUCGAAUCUCUGGAGCGCUUCUCGCGUGAUCCCAAAGCAGCUGCCUUUAGUCUUGAGGGCAGUAUGGCCGACGGCAACGACCGAACCCUCCGACCGCUCCAUCCCUCGCCAUCCAACUUCACAAAGGGCCCACGCGCCGAGGCACCCAAGUACCAGCUCCCAGGCCCGCCGCCGACCCCGUUGAGCGAGAAGAAGCCAGUGCCGCUACGACACAGCAGCAUCAGCAGCAACGCAUCCAACAACGUGCUCCCUCCCCCGAGCCCAUCACCGAGCCUACAACAACAGCAGCAAAUGCACCAGCAACACAACUCUGCCUUCCCGCUCCCGCCGCUCAUGAACACAACUCACCAACAGCAGCCUCAACUCCAUCAUCAACAGCAACACCAACAUCAUCAACCUCUCUCUCCACACCAUCAACAACACCACCUGCUACAACACCAGCCGCAACCACACCACCAACUCCAACAGCAGCAACGCCACCAGCAACAUCCUCCGACACCCCAAAUGCAACAACACCACCACCAGCACCUCCCCCCAGAACUACACCCCCAGUUCUCCCCACCCAUCUACUCCCAAGCACCCCCACCCUACAGCCCCAACAACGGCAUGGGCAUGCUCGUCCAAGCUGCAACCUUUGACACCGCAAGCCCCAUCCUCGGCGCCCCGGCGCAGCAGCCCCCGCCAUCAUCGACGAACCCGUACGAUCCCACCACGGCCGCGGCGGUGGCGGCCUUCUACAAUUCGCCGGGCUCCGCGUCCAUCGUUCUCGGCCCCGGCACGGACGGCUUCGAGUGUGAGCUCCAGAGCUGGUUCGACGGCACGGCGCCGGUCCAGGCGACGAGCUGGAUCGGGAACGGGGCGGCUGGCCUUGGGUGGUUUGGGUCCACGUGA